Lampris incognitus (smalleye Pacific opah) is the source of this 1347-nucleotide messenger RNA. RefSeq names its product paraneoplastic antigen Ma1 homolog. Gene Ontology annotation, molecular function: zinc ion binding; nucleic acid binding. The record is from RefSeq and is a predicted model, not a curated record. The transcript has a single exon. Lineage: Eukaryota; Metazoa; Chordata; Actinopteri; Lampriformes; Lampridae. The coding region runs from base 1 to 1347 and encodes 448 amino acids.
AUGUUAAGUGAUACAUCAAACGAACUCCUAGUGCUCUGUGAGUGCAGCGGAACAGUAACCGAUUCAAAUGUUCCCCCCGAAAUCCCCCCAGAAGAGGGAGUGAAAGCAUGGCCAAUCUACAUUGUGCCUGAGGAGCGAGACGUAAAUGACGAGUUCAACGCUAAACUGCACGCGCUGCUCCAAGCUGAGGGCAAGUCAAUGGGAGAUAUGAGGGCCCUAUUCUCCGAACCAGAGCCAGCCCCCUCUUCCGCGGAGUCCAUCAUCCGUGCUGUUGGUGACCUGCUAGACAAAACAUCAAAGCCCCCGUCAGAGAGUAGAGGAUACCGACGCCUGCGCACCUUCUCCGGUACUGUGCCCACCCCAGCAGGGGAAGAGUCGUUCGACCACUGGAUGGAGCAGGCCUACCUGAUGGUGGAGGAGAGUGACUGUGCGCCCAAAGAGAAGCGGAGAAGAAUAAUGGAAAGUCUAAAGGGGCAGGCACUGGAAGUAGUGAGGGCUGUGCGCUUAUCCGAACCCGACAUCACUCCAGAAAAAUGCUCGGAAGCUCUGGAAAGUGCGUUUGGACUAGCAGAGUCAGGAGAUGAUCUCUACUUCGCGUUCAGACUGCAGCGCCAACAAUAUGGAGAGAAGCUGUCCGAUUUCCUAAGGCAACUGGAGCGCACUCUGUCCAAAGUGGUGCAACGAGGCGGCCUCCCGGCCAGCAACAUGGAUCGAGCUCGAGUGGUACAACUGCUUAAAGGAGCAGUGGAUGCUGACCUGAUGAUGAUCCAGCUGCGGCUGAGGGAACGGAGGGAUAACCCGCCCACGUUCCUGGAUCUGCUGCGAGAGAUCCGCACAGAAGAAGAGUAUGAAGCCUCCAGAGCUAAGCUAACUCAGUCGACAGUGCGCAGUGCGAAACCCGACAACAAUCUGUCAGAGAUCCAAAGCCUGAGAGCAGAGAUAAAGGAAAUUAAAUCAAUGUUCGCUGCACUGGCUACAGAUCCUCACCAAGUCAAAGAAGGAAGGGGAGAGAAACCAGCACCAGUCACAGAGGCUAGGCAUGAUCCUGAAGUUGUCACUUUGAGGAAGCAGGUGCAACACCUGACACAGAAAAUGAACUUAAAACAGUUCCAUGCCACUGCAACCCAAUCGACUGUGAUGGCGGUCGGCAGCACUCCCACUGUUCCAAACACCCCUACCAGACCAGCCGCCGACUCCAAGGAGUACAUAUGUUACCGUUGUGGAGAGAGUGGACAUGUUACAGCAAGGUGCAAAAACCCUGAGAACCAGAGCAAAGUCAUCCAGAAGCUAAUUGGAGCUCUAAAGAACGGCCAGAGUAACAACUCAGUCUUCCCAUCCUGCUACUAG